CGCUGCUGUCAUCUUGUCAUCAUCACAGCAGAACGUCGCAACCAGACAGUCGACCGUCAAGAGACUGAAAAUGACAGCAGGAGCAGUCCUGGUCUCUACAAGUUGUGAGUGAAGAGUUGCAUGUCAUUCCCGCCGCACAACACGGCGGGCAAGAAACCGAGACCGCGGCAGGCUUCAUCCUCUUCUUGGGCACGAUCGGUUAAACUCCCACGCCGUUCACGGUCCAGGCCCAAAGGCAAAUGCAUAUCCCUGGCCCGAGCUCUGCGAUCGUGAUUGAGUCGAUGGUCUUUUGAGCUCGCGGAUGGGAUUUGGUCCACUCAACGACCACAAUGCCAUUCGAGAGCAGCGCAUAAGCCACCACCGUCGACCACCGACAUCACUCACGACAAGGCCAUGGCGCCUCCCCAUACGCCUUACACGGCCAAACACGAUGGCGAACUCGAAGGCGCAAGAGCGCGCGAGUUCUACAAAUACUAUGAGCCCUACGACAACCUCAUGCGAACAAGCAAUGAGAAAGUCAACGCAGACCCCGAUGGCUCAAUGUGUUCAUUUGACGAUGCGCUAGGUGCUUUUGCCCAAUUCAUCUGUCUUCGCUUGAACGUACAUCGCUGCCUUAUCUCAUGCUUCGAUCGCAACCAUCAAUACGUCCUGGCCGAAGCCACUCGCACCCUCGACUUGGAGUCGCAUACUGCAAAAGAGGAGAAAGACAGACUAUGGCUGGGCGCGGGUAUCUUGGACCGACAAUCGAUGCUGUGUGAGCGCACGCUCGAAUUGGCAGAGAAAAAGCAACACUCUGGCCACGAUCGUGUUGUCGUGUUUCCUGAUGUCGCCCAGGAUGACUGGUACAAGAAUCAACAACCACCUGUCAGGAUGCCAGAAGGCGUGCGUUUUUAUGCCGGUACUGCCAUUCGCAGUUACGUUGGCCCUGUCAUUGGUGUUAUCUCUAUCAUGGAUGAGAACCCACGCGUCGACCUCUCAGAUGCGGACCGCUCGUUCCUCAAGUACAUGGCUGAUACUAUCAUGUCACACUUGGAUAUGGUACGCUCAAAAGAGGAACAUCGUCGCACAUCUCAAAUGGUAAUUGGCCUUGGUUCCUACGUCGAGGGCAAGGCUAGCGUCGACGAAGACCUACACAAUCGCGUUAUCAACGCUGCUCACGAGAUCGACCGAAACAAAGCUCCCGGAGAAACUCCUGAUGUCGCUGUGAAUAGGCCACCUGAGAUUGCUGUCUCAGGAACCACAUCUUUUCCAGCCUCUCAGGCCGAUAAAGACAGGGACGUCAGCCAGCCUCCGUCUGAGAAUCUCCAAAACUCGAUGCUUUCUGAUGAUGUCAAGUCUACGUUCCACCGUGCCGCAUCUAUCAUCAAGGAUGCAAUUGACGUUGACGGCGUUGUCUUUCUCGAUGCUUCUGUAGGGAGUUAUGGUGGCCUUGUUCAAUCCGUGCCAGCCCACGAAGAUGCCUCCAAUUCGUAUUUCGCUCGCUCCGCCGCUUCGAAGAAGGAUUGUCAUAUCCUGGCGUGCGUCGGUCGGCUUCAGCCAGAUUUCCGCAUGACAGAGAGAUUCUUGCACUCGCUCUUGACUCGCUAUGCACCAGGAAGAAUUUUCAACAUCGACCAGAAGGAACCCACCGUUUCUAUGACGCAUCCACAAUCCCCAAACCAGCCUGAGGACUUUGAACAACAAGUCGUUCCCGAAGAAGCACAGCACUCUGAUCCCGAAACACGCGAGGAAGUACGUAGACAGAGACAAAGCGACUUGGACAACCUGAGACGUUUAUUUCCAGAAGCUUGUUCGUUGGCCUUUCUCCCCAUGUGGGAUGACCAUAGGAUGCGUUGGUUUGCAGGAGGUCUUGCAUUUUCGAAUCGAAAAAUACGACUUCUGCACAAAGAUUCCGAGCUGAGCUUCUUGCGCGCUUUUGGAAUCUCUAUCAUGUCUGAGGUCGCCAAACUUGACUCGGCCAUGGCAGACAGGGCCAAGUCUGAUCUUCUCAACAGUAUCAGUCACGAACUACGAAGUCCUCUACAUGGCAUUCUUGGUAGUAUUGAAUGCUUGGAGUCGUCCAGUCUUGAUACAUUGCAACGAGGCCUUGUUGAGACAGUUGAUGUAUGCGGAAGAACGCUCUUGGACACGAUUGAGCAUCUGCUUGACUUUAGUAAGAUCAACAACUUUACGCGGAACAAGGCGAAACAGCAGAUUGAGUCGGACGAAAACAAGGUCAACAUGCUCAGCCUCAACGCUCGUAAUCAUCUACCGACAAUCAUUGAGGAGGCUAUAGAGACUGUUUACGCAGGGCAUUCAUCCUAUGCACCUUCUCAUAGAAGCCCCGACAGUGAUCAACAUUCUUCAUCCAAGGAUUUAGAGAAGCACAACGUGCAGCUCAUCGUCGAAAUCGAUGCGAAGGAGUAUGGAGAUUGGUUGUUCAGUACUGAAGGAGGUGCCUGGAGACGCAUGGUCAUGAACUUAACUGGCAAUAGUCUAAAAUAUACGAAAGAUGGCCACGUCCACGUACAUCUUCAAGCGGAAGAUGUACCAAGGGAUAGCGAUGGCCUCGACAGAAGUCGCAUAACAUUGACGAUAAACGACACUGGACGCGGAAUCUCCAAGGAGUAUCUCCAAAACCAUCUUUUCCGACCCUUUGCGCAAGAAGAUCCACUUCAGUCAGGCGCGGGGUUGGGGCUAUCGAUGGUGCAACAAAUCGUCAAGAACAUGGGUGGAGAGGUCUAUGUGGAGUCGGAGCUUGACAAGGGAACCGAGGUUCGGAUAGAAGUCAUCAUGCUGAAAGCAUCUUCUUCUGCAGUCGACGCUGGAGCAGCUUCACCAAUGUCCGAGGCGAGGGAAGACCUUCGAGGAUUGAAGGCAGUUUAUAUUGACCCGCCUACUACACCCACUGGAGAAUCUCCCACUCAGCGAUCGUUCCGAAAAGUGCUCGACAGGCAAUGCUGGAAUUGGUUCAAGAUGGAAUUCGAAACCGUCAGCAGCGUGGAUGAGGUCAAGAAUGCCGAAUUUGUGAUCACAGCUUCUCGCAACUUACCCGAGAUGAAGGACCGAAUGAUCGAAAUAGACAAACCGGCCAUCAUAUUCUGCGAGAACAGUCCAGGAAUUCGGCAGGCAUAUGCGGAUUCCGAGACCCUUAGACAAGCUGUCGCCACCAACUUUAUCGCACAACCUUUCGGUCCACGCAAAUUGGCAAACGCCCUGGUACUGUGCAAGAAGCAACGCGGACAGGUCCUCGAGAAUAUCACCAUUCAGCGAGAUACUGACCUCUUCACAUGUCCUGUGCCACAGCGCGACAAGCAAAAGUCAACUGGAGAAUCCACAUCUCAAGCUGCAAGCGCACCAAGACCAGCGCCAGAAUCAAAGGCAAACGGCAGCAAUGCCAACGAGAAAGCUAGCACCGAAGCAGGGCAAGAUGGUCCGAAACCACUGCGACUACUCCUUGUCGAUGACAACAAGAUCAACCUCCAACUACUCGUGCGCUACUGCAAAUCCAAGAAGCACGACUAUGUUACUGCAGAAGACGGUGUUGAGGCCGUAGAGGCAUUUGCGUCACAUCAGACUGACUCAACACUGAAGUUCGACUUUGUCUGUAUGGACAUCUCGAUGCCGCGAAUGGAUGGUCUGGAGGCAACGAGAAGGAUACGUUCAUUUGAACAUAGCAAUGAGUUGACGGCUUGCAAAGUGCUCGCCCUGACUGGACUAGCGAGUGCAGAGGCACAGCAAGAAGCCUUUUCUAGCGGAGUUGAUCAGUUCAUGACCAAACCUGUGCGACUGAAAGAGCUCGGCGAGGUAUUGAGCGGAGCUCGUCGGUAAUGAUCUGAUCGGUUUCGCGACUUGAUACAUUAUGUUCAAAUCAGUUAUCGCCCACGACCUUUCUACUCAUGAUCAUGUGGUACGAAAAGGCACAAACGGUUGGUUUGAUACGUUGGUUUGAUGACCGAUUUUACGAGGCACACGUAUACCCAAGCAAUUGGACGGGUUCAGGAGAAUAUAAGGUGUGAUGAUGGACGGGUUUAUACGGAGGAGGAAAGGAAAUGGCAAACACAACGACGGGGAGGUUUUAGACUUGGCGGCCCAGCCCUGUCAUCGGUACAUCAGCAGGUCGACCGAAAUAAGACGAGGGCAUUCAAAUUUAAUCUAUGUGAUGUGAUGGUGAUUGCGAAAGAAGCAACGAAAUAGAAGCGAAAUUGACGAUCGAAAUAUUGAAUUCGCAAGAC
Molecule: messenger RNA, 4214 nt
Organism: Aureobasidium pullulans EXF-150
Lineage: Eukaryota; Fungi; Ascomycota; Dothideomycetes; Dothideales; Saccotheciaceae
Exons: 2
Coding region: 394-3810 (1138 amino acids)
Biological process (GO): phosphorelay signal transduction system; protein autophosphorylation
Molecular function (GO): histidine phosphotransfer kinase activity; phosphorelay sensor kinase activity
Source: RefSeq, a predicted model, not a curated record